AGAAAGGGCUUCUUUUCAAACAAUAGUAUCAGUCAGUCUUCUUUUGUAAAGGUGUGCUCGAAGUUUUUUUUUCUUUCUUUUUCUCUUUCGUGGACUAUUUUGAACUCUUAUCCGAUUUGCGGAGAGCGUGUGAAGUAGUCUUGGUUAGCCGCAGUACUUUUUUUGAAAGAGAGCGGAGUCGAUGAUGCUCAGGCGCCCAUAACGUUAGGGGACUCGUCAAGUGACGUGCGGUUGUCUUCUACCAGUCGAGGAAGCGAUAAGUUAUACAUAUGUCACUCUCUUCAGUUGAUUCAUAAUGAGUUUGGCUAUCUUUUAUUGAUCACUCUUCAAACACUUCUCUCCAUCUGCCUUCAAUUACGCAAACAAGUUCACCACUUCCAACCCACCAUCCACUCACCGCUGCCUUGCCCGUGUCUUUCCCGACAGAUACCGCUCACCGCUCCGUUGGCCGUACUAUUUCCGUCCAAUGCUCCUUUUUGUUCGACCAAAACUGGACUCUACAUCAUUUUAGUGUGUCUUCGAAAACUCUAUAAUCAGUCUUUGGGGAAAAUCUUGAUCUCUAACUUAAUGAGAGGUGACUUUGAGAUUCGUACUCUCGCCGGGGGAGCGGCAACAUCGUCAUCAGCAUCGAAUACCAAACCUAAUAUGAGUUCGAGCAAGAAUUCUUCUACUUCCAGUCGGAUCCUGGACAUCCCCUGCAAAGUAUGCGGAGACCGGAGCUCCGGCAAGCAUUAUGGCGUCUACGCCUGCGACGGAUGCAGCGGUUUCUUCAAGCGAAGUAUCCGGCGGAACCGAACGUACGUGUGUAAGAACCGGAGUGGUGGAGGCCCCUGUCCCGUGGAUAAGACGCAUCGCAACCAGUGCCGGGCUUGUCGGCUUAAGAAAUGCCUACAGGUUGAUAUGAAUAAAGAUGCUGUCCAACACGAACGUGGCCCAAGAAACUCAACGAUCAAGAAACAGAUGGCGCUAUAUCUAAAAGAAACGGCGGCAGCUGCAGCAGCAGCGGCUGCCGGUGACCUACCUCCGCCGCAUCUCCCCAAUGGUUAUCUGCCAGGGCCUGCCUUCUUUCACCCGUUUCUCAGCGUUGAGCCCUACCCGAGUAUCAUCGUCAGCCCCGCCGAUUACCCGACCUUUUCCCCUCAAGCCAUACCGUUCUAUCCAACUCCAAAGUACCCUCAUCAUGGCCAUGAACCGGUCACACUGAUGCCCUCUGUCGGUUCACCGGUCCCUCAUGAAUCCGUCUCGCCGAUGCCACCCGUAGGUUCAGUCGAGGCGAUCUGUGAGACCGCCGCUCGCCUUCUCUUCAUGAGCAUCAAAUGGGUUAAAAACGUUCCCGCCUUUAUCAGUUUACCAUACUCAGAUCAGCUCACGUUACUUGAAGAGGGUUGGAGAGAGUUGUUCAUCUUGGGAGCAGCGCAAUGGCAGAUGACAAUAGAUGGGCCUGGUCUGAUGGCUUCAGCAGGUAUGAAACCCGACACAACACCAGCUGAGAAGUUAGCGGCAAUAUCCAGCGAGUUACCGUUAUUACAAGAAUUGAUCGCCAAGUUCAGACAGCUCAACGUUGACGCGACAGAAUACGCUUGCUUAAAAGGCAUCGUCAUCUUUAAAAAAGAUGUCAGCGGCGUAAAAGAAGGCUCGGCAGUCGCCAAACUCCAGGACCAAUCACAGUUUGCGCUCCGCAAGUACAUCACCGUUCGCCAUCCCUCUCAACCCUAUCGAUUCGACAAACUCAUUCUCCUGCUUCCUAGCGUCAGGGCGAUAAGGCCAACUACGCUGGAGCAAAUCUUCUUCCGGAAAGCCGUGGGAUCGACGCCCUUCCAUACGCUCCUGACAGAUCUGUACAAGAAUGAAAACUUCUAGGACACGAUAGGACGAGAAACUGAAGUUUUGAGCAGGAUCGUAUGUUGACCUUUACUCUGUGUAGACGUCGUCGCACUUCGGUUUGGCGUUAGUUGACGCUUUGAGACGUUGUUGCACUGUGGUUCAUUCAUGAUCUUCAUGAUGAGUUGGAGACCUUCUUACACUGGGUUCGCUGCUCUUCCGUCAAAGCCGUCAACUUGCGUUAGUUGACGACUGAGUCGUUGAACUUCGAACACGCACCAAUAAUAGUCACUGCAAUUCAGUCAUGAUCUUUGCUCUGCGCAAGAUGACGCUUUUAUGGAAACGUCGCGCUUCACUGUGAAACUUGCACCGUUCACCUCAGUUCAGUAUAGGUCUUCACGACCUUCACGCCCCGUCAUUUCGCCCCUGAGAGCGACGUUACACCGCAGAGAGUCACAGCCCACCAAAGUUCAGUAACACCCUUCGAUCUGGGCCGUUUGACGCUUGAAGGCCCUUCUGAACUUUGGGCAUCUUCAGGAAGUCCGAUAUACGUUGCCGAAGCCACAAAUUUCCCAUCAUGGCGAGGUUGCACACAUUAUUAGCCUAGACCUAGCACUCGACGUGUCUCCGCGGGCAGAUUCUCGAAGCAGAACUAUUUAUCCCCAGACUGCAUAAAGAUGAUAAGCUGGAGUAGAGAUUCUAUUGGGAUAAACACUUUAAAAGUGCCUUCAAGUUAGUCGUCCGCGAUGAAAUGUAAGGUGUGUCGAUGGCAUUGACAAAAUUAAUGAGACACAGUAAUGCACAAAAUAUCUUAUUUUACACGGAUCUUCAUGGCUCAUCAUGUACGGUGCGUCAUUUAAACAGACUCUUUUUUUCCUUCAGGAAGCUUUAAAACGACAUUGUGUAAAUUGGAAAUCUAUUCGAUUGCUCUCCUUUACCCACGACUCGUUAUAAAAGUGAAAAUGAACUUGACUUACAAAAUAUUAACCUGAUACUACGUCAUCUGUGACCUAUAGCAGAAAGAGCUGCAUUUUAAAUGCAACUUAAAAAUAGCCACAGAAAUGCGCGCUUUUUAUUGGUUUGAAAUCAAGUUGCGAAUGAUAUUUAGAGUUGCAUUUUGAUUGCGACUCUUUCUGCUACCGGGCGCAUUGCGUAAUUUCAAAAUGAAUAUAUAUAAUGGGACCCAUUGCAUUAAAAAAAAUUAUUAUUAAACACAACGCGAAAAAUCAAACGCAUCUUGAUUUUCAACCAAUGAAACGAACGAAUUAGGGACCUGAACUUUUUUUAAUUGCGAUUAAAGUUGAACACGAUUUGAUUUUCUUCCUGGUCCCUGGCUGUAUAAUGAAUAAGAAUAUACCAGUAAUUUCCAAAAAGAACUUAGCCUUUUCCGUGAAAGCAUUAUCGGGCAUAUGCCUGCAGCAUUACUUGUUAUAACCACCAAUAAUUCAUUUCUCAUUACCGAAAACAGAAUUAACCGAAUGUAUGACUGUUCGAUCUUAAAAGUAUUGUUUGAGCUCUUAACAUUAAAUCUGUUUAAGAUUAGUCGUAAUUCCACCAAAGAACGUUAUAGACAUGGGGCCGAUUGCACGAAAGGGUCUUUGCAAGGACCGUCUUUCGUGUCGCUCAUCUUU
Molecule: messenger RNA, 3452 nt
Organism: Lytechinus variegatus (green sea urchin)
Lineage: Eukaryota; Metazoa; Echinodermata; Echinoidea; Temnopleuroida; Toxopneustidae
Product: nuclear receptor subfamily 2 group E member 1-like
Exons: 7
Coding region: 568-1860 (430 amino acids)
Biological process (GO): negative regulation of transcription by RNA polymerase II; cell differentiation; anatomical structure development
Molecular function (GO): zinc ion binding; nuclear receptor activity; RNA polymerase II cis-regulatory region sequence-specific DNA binding
Source: RefSeq, a predicted model, not a curated record